AUGCUGUCGACUGCUGCUCGUCGCCUUCCGCGCGCCGCUGUGGCGCGCCGCGCCGCCGUGUCUGCUGCGCACCUCCGGCACCAGCACCAGCGCGUCCAGACGCGCACGUUAUGGGGGCUGCGUGACCUGCUCUUCGGCGCCAAGAAGCCGUCGGAGGAGGAGGCAGAGGCGGCUGCCAAGGCCCAAGCGCAGCAGCAGCAGAAGCAGCAGCAGCAGAGCGAGGCCAAGCAGAGCCAGCAGUCCAAGAAGGAGAAGGAGGUCGUGGUCGGCAGCACGGAUGCCACGUCUUAUGCUGUGGGCAAGCUCGCCAAGCUCGCGGACGGCGCCGUGCUGGCCUCGUGCGGCCGCACGGUGCUGCUCACGACGGUCGUGAGCGGUGACCACAACGGCAACCCGUCGGCGGGCUCGUCGGCCCAGCGCGACUUCCUGCCGCUUACGGUGGACUUCCGCGUCAAGUCGUACGCCGUGGGCCUCAUCCCGGACAACCAGAAGCGCCGCGAGUUCACCGGCAGCGACGAGGAGGUGCUGCAGUCCCGUGUGGUGGACCGCGCCAUCCGCCCGCUGUUCCCGCGCGACUACUGCGAAGACACGCAGGUGCUGGCCACCGUGCAGUCGUACGACCCGAACAACGACCCCCUUGUGGUGGCGGUCAACUCGGCUUCGGCGGCGCUGAGCAUGUCCGACAUCCCCUGGAACGGACCGGUCGGCUGCGUGCGUGUCGUCGAGGUGGACGGACAGCUCGUGGUCAACCCUACUGCGCCGCAGCGCGACGCUGCGACGCUGGACGUGCUGUACGCUGGAACUGCUGAGCGCGCUGUUAUGGUGGAGGCCUCAGGUGACGAGGUGACUGAGGCCCGCCUCGACGAGGCCUUGGACCUGGCACACGCCAACGUGCUGCCGGCUAUUGAGGAGCAGAAGAAGCUUGCGGCUGAGCACGGUAAGAGGAAGCGCGUGUACUCGCCGCUGUACAUCGCGCCGGAGGUGUGGGCCAAGGCGGAGGAGCUGGGCCGCGAGGGUGCCGAGGCGCUGAUUGCGCGUGGAAACGUCGGCAAGCUUGCUCGUCAGCAGGGAGAGCGCGAAGUCUACAGCAAGAUGCUGAAUGGCAUGCGUCAGCACUUCUCGACCGCUUCGCCGCCUGUGUAUGAUGCGGCUAUCCAGCGUGCAGCUCACGACACCUUCCAGCGCGUGCUCCGUGAGCGCAUCCUGACCAUUGCCAACGAAACGAAGGGCCCGAAGAACAAGGCCGUGCGUCUUGACGGCCGACCUGUUCGCACCGUGCGUCCGCUUGAGAUGGAAGCGGGUGUGCUGCCGAUGGCUCACGGCUCCUCCCUUUUCGCUCGUGGUGAGACGCAGACGCUGUGCUCCGUUACGUUGGGACCUCUGGAGCGUGGCAUUCGUCUUCGCGGUGUGCUGAACGAGGCGCGUGAGCAGGCUGACCCGAACGUGCCCACUCCGCUGAAGAAUGCCAUGCUGCACUACGAGUUCCCUCCCUUCUGUGUGAACGAGACUGGUCGCGUUGGUGGCACUAACCGCCGCAUGAUCGGCCACGGUGCUCUUGCCGAGAAGGCCGUGCUGCCUAUUCUCCCGUCGAUCUCGGAGUUCCCGUACACUGUGCGUAUGACCUCGGAAGUGGUGGGCUCGGACGGAUCGUCGUCCAUGGCUACGGUGUGUGGUGUUUCUCUGGCGCUUAUGGAUGCUGGUGUUCCUGUUCGCCGUGCCGUUGCUGGUAUCGCAAUCGGUCUUGUUACUGCUGGUGACCCGUUCGCCGGCCAGGAGAAGCGCAUUGAAGAGGGUGAGUACCAGUUGGUGACCGAUAUCCUGGGCUCGGAGGACCACUACGGUGACAUGGACUUCAAGGUGGCUGGCACGACUGCUGGUGUUACGGCUCUGCAGCUGGAUGUGAAGCUUCCGGGUGGUGUGCCGCUCCCUGUGCUGAAGGAGGGACUGCGCGAAGCCAAGCAGGCUCGCUUGCACAUUUUGCGCCGCAUGAGCAACGAGCUCGCUGAGCCGCGCGAGACCCUGAAGUCGAGUGGCAGUGCGCUGCCCAACGUGAGCGUGGAGUGUAUUAUUCCCACGAACAUGAUUGGAGCUCUGAUUGGCGUCGGCGGCAGCAACAUUCGCGAGCUGGAGGCGCGCUUCAACGUGUCAGUGAGCAUUGUGGACCGUCGUGAAGGCAUCGUGCGUGUUGUCGGCUCUGCUGACGAUGCUGAAAAGGCUCGCGAGUGGCUGCGCACUGACCUUGCUGCCGUUGCGAAUGCUGGUCCUCGCGGCAACAACAACAACAACGAGAACGGCAACGGCAACGGCAACGGUAAUUACAACAGUCGUGACAACGACCAGCAGGGCUCGAACAAGGGCCGAUCAUUCUUCUUCCGCAAGGACGAGCGCUACACCAUGCGCGUGACCCAGGUGAUGGACUUCGGGGCUAUCCUUGAGUCUUCUGCUGGCCAGCGUGGUUUUGUGCACAUUUCGGAGCUGUCCCGCGACAAGGUCAGCAACAUCCACGACGUCGUGUCCGAAGGCCAAGAGAUGGAGUUCGAGUGCCUGCAGGACGGAGCCUCUGGCAAGAUGUCCCGCCGCGUGAUCUUGGCUGCUGAGGACAACGGGGAGACCUCGUCGACUUCCACUUCCUCGGAGAGCUCGGAGCCGACGACGCCGCGCGCCGGCCACCACCACGCCCGCCGAGCAUCUUCAUCCCCCGCUGGUGCGGGUAAGCGCCGUCCGAAAACCGCUCGCCGUCCGCGCACUCAGUCCAAGUAGGUACGUAGUCACUUCGGAAGAAAGGAAGUUCUUCUCCUUCUUAUGUUUUAGAGCCCAAAGACCAACAACAACCAAUACAAAGAGAAACAACCAUUUGAAUCCGC
Molecule: messenger RNA, 2864 nt
Organism: Phytophthora sojae
Lineage: Eukaryota; Oomycota; Peronosporomycetes; Peronosporales; Peronosporaceae
Exons: 1
Coding region: 1-2760 (919 amino acids)
Biological process (GO): mitochondrial RNA 3'-end processing; mitochondrial mRNA catabolic process
Cellular component (GO): cytosol; mitochondrion
Molecular function (GO): 3'-5'-RNA exonuclease activity; polyribonucleotide nucleotidyltransferase activity; RNA binding
Source: RefSeq, a predicted model, not a curated record